AUGUCACAACGAAGCAGACUCGAAAAUGUGCCGAUUUUCGCGCCUUUCCCUCAAACCAAUAUUUGUAUUCCAAAUGAUGAUCUUGUCAACCAAAUUAUUGCGUCCAUUGAUCCUACAAUACUUUUAAAGAUCAGGCAAUACACUUAUCUAGAAAUUAAAGAUUUGAUUGCACCUAAACCAAAAAAGAACCGUAGUAGGCAAAAAAUUCCACGUCCACAAAACCCUUUUGUGAUAUUUCGUAGGAACGAACAAGCAAAAAUGUUAUCCGGCUUGGAUCCAAAAAUGAAAGAAUCGAUGCUUGCCUUUGUAUCAAAAGCUGCUGGAAAAGAUUGGAAGACUGCUAACGCCGAAGUGAAGAAUGUAUUUAACUAUUUGGCUCAAUUGGCCAAAAAAGUUCAUGAAGAAACUUAUCCUGAUUAUGUUUAUCAACCAAGAAAGAAAUUUGAUAGAUCCA
This is a messenger RNA of Racocetra fulgida, 454 nucleotides long. The record is from the annotation of a GenBank genome assembly. Lineage: Eukaryota; Fungi; Glomeromycota; Glomeromycetes; Diversisporales; Gigasporaceae.